This is a messenger RNA of Sceloporus undulatus (fence lizard), 7779 nucleotides long. It is a transcript of the gene CCDC88C, whose product is annotated as coiled-coil domain containing 88C. Gene Ontology annotation, cellular component: cytoplasm; centrosome. Gene Ontology annotation, molecular function: dynein light intermediate chain binding; microtubule binding. The record is from RefSeq and is a predicted model, not a curated record. Gene Ontology annotation, biological process: cytoskeleton-dependent intracellular transport; cytoplasmic microtubule organization. NCBI's taxonomy places the organism in Eukaryota, Metazoa, Chordata, Lepidosauria, Squamata, Phrynosomatidae.
AGAACAAGAGAGGCACCUCGUCGUCGCAUUGUUCCCUUGGCCAAGCAGCCUCGUCCUGGGCUCCCAUGGGCUCCCUGCCUUUGUCUCCAGGCUGAGAGCCCCUUCCCCAGUUUGGCCUGGCCAAAGCCCCCCCAAAACGCAGAGGAGCAGGCUUCCCCCUUUUCCUCUUCAGCAGCAGCACCAUGGAUGUGACCAUUUCUGAACUCAUGGAGCUCUUUCUCCAGAGCCCUUUGGUGACCUGGGUGAAAACAUUUGGACCAUUAGGGAAUGAAAAUGAGGACAAACUCGCCAUGUAUAUGGAUCUAGUCGAUGGUGUCUUCUUGAACAAGAUAAUGUUGCAAAUAGAUCCACGGCCAACAAACCAGCGUGUCAAUGAUCAUGUUAACAAUGAUGUCAACCUCCGGAUUCAAAACCUCACUAUCUUGAUCAGAAAUAUCAAGACCUAUUAUCAGGAAGUUCUCCAGCAACUGAUUAUAAUGAAUUUGCCAAAUGUCUUGCUGGUUGGCAAAGAUCCCCUGUCUGGUAAAAGUAUGGAUGAAAUUAAAAAGCUGCUGUUGUUGGUCUUGGGUUGUGCUGUACAGUGUGAAAGAAAGGAAGAGUACAUUGAAAGGAUAAAGCAGCUUGAUAUUGAAACUCAGGCUGCGAUUGUUUCACAUAUUCAAGAGGUAACACAUAAUCAGGAGAAUGUAUUUGACUUACAGUGGCUAGAGCUUCCGGAUGUGGCCCCAGAAGAGCUAGAGUCCCUGUCCAGAAGCAUGGUUUUCCAUCUUAAGAGGCUGAUCGAUGAGAGGGAUGAGUGCACAGAACUCAUUGUUGAUCUCACCCAGGAGAGAGAUUAUCUCCAAUCCCAACAGCCGCCAAGUCCUCUAAAAGCAUCAAGCCCAGCCUCUUCCCCAAACUCAGCCAGCCGCCUCUCCAAUGAGGACAAACAGCAUCUGUCCGUGGAGCUUGCAGACACAAAAGCUAAACUAAGGAGGAUCAGGCAGGAGCUGGAAGAAAAAUCAGAGCAACUUGUUGACACAAGACAUGAAGUCGAUCAGUUAGUCUUGGAACUGCAGAAAGUAAAACAGGAGAAUAUAAACCUCAUGACAGAUGCCCGCUCUGCUCGAGCCUACAGAGAUGAAUUGGAUUCCUUAAGAGAAAAAGCAAACAGAGUUGAGAGACUCGAGAUGGAACUGGUCCGGUGUAAGGAGAAACUGCAUGAUGUGGAUUUCUAUAAAGCACGCAUGGAGGAACUUAGAGAAGACAAUAUCAUAUUAAUUGAAACCAAAACAAUGUUAGAAGAACAGCUGAUGAUUGCAAGAGGUCGUGGCGACAAGUUGCAUGAACUUGAAAAGGAAAACUUGCAGUUGAAAUCAAAACUUCAUGACAUAGAACUGGAUAGGGAUACUGAAAAGAGAAUGAAGAACAUGCUGGAAGAAAAUAUGAUACAGAUUGAGAAGCUGCAAAACCAAAUUGAAAAAGAGAGACAAAGUAACCAAGACUUGGAAACAUUAAGCGAGGAACUCCUAAAAGAGAAGGAAGAACUUCAGGGUAUGAUGGAGACCUUGAAGGCUGACAAAGAAAGACAGAUAAAAGAUCUAGAAAAAGAAACAGACCAUCUCAAUCAAGUGGUUUUGUCUCUGAGGCAGAGGUCCCAAGUCAGUAGUGAGGCAAGAGUGAAAGACAUUGAAAUGGAAAACAAAAUACUUCAUGAAACAGUUACAGAGACUAGCAGCAAACUCAGCAAGCUGGAAUUUGAGAAGAAGCAAUUGCAGAAGGACUUUGAGCAGGUUAAGGAAAAAGUAGAGAAAGUAGAGGAAAUGGACAAAGAGCUUCACCGAUUGGAGAAAGAGAAUGAGCAGCUCACAAAAAAAGUUGCAGCUAUGAAAGUUACUGCAGGGAAAGUGGAGGUUCUUGAACAAGAAAAUGGUGAUUUGGAAGUAGAGAACAGGAAACUGAAAAAAUCCUUAGAUACAUUACACAAUGUUUCUGUCCAAUUGGAAAGCCUGGAAAAAGACAAUAAAGAGCUAGAUGAAGAGAACCUGGAACUUAGGAGAAUGGUAGAGACAAUGAGGUUUACCAGUACAAAAAUGGCCCAGAUAGAGGCAGAAAAUAAAGAGCUGGAAAGGGAAAAGAAGGAACUUCAGAAAAAUGUGGAGGUGUUAAAGGUUUUGAUCAAGAAAUCAGAAAGGUUGGAGCUGAGUUACCAGAGUGUGAAUUCUGAGAACCAAAGACUCCAGCAGAUUGUAGAGAAUAAUGGGAAGAAAAUCCAGCAGUUGGAGAAAGAACUUCAGGGUGUUGAGAGUGAAAAUCAGACUCUUCAGAGAAAGGUAGAGGAGUUGAAGGUCUCAAAUAAGAGGAUGGAGUGGCUGGAAAAGGAGACAAAACUGUUAGAGCAAGAAGUGUCCCAGUUGGAUAAAGACAAGAAGAUGCUGGAGCGGGAGACAAAAAGGCUUUGGCAGCAGGUGGAGCUGAAAGAUGCAAAUUUGGAUGAGAACACUGUCAAAUUGACAGCAAUGGAGAGGGAAAACAGAACACUAGAGAGAGAACUUGCUAGGUUCAAAGACUCAUCAAAUAAGAUGAAAGAAUUUGAAAAGGACAAUAAAGAUCUCCAAAAGCAAGUUACCAUUGAUAAAAGAACACUAGCAACUUUGAGAGAGGAUUUGGUGCUUGAGAAAUUAAAGAGCCAGAGGUUGUCUAAUGAAAUGGACAGGCUAGAGCAGGAGCUGGAGAAGAUUGGAUUGAAUAAGGAGCUACUCCUACAGGAUGAUAACAGCAAUAACGACAAAACAUAUCAGAUCCUGGAAAACAAAGCAGAAUUUGCCCUAAGGACAACGCUAGCUAAUAAAGAAGAGAAAAUUGUUUUGUUGGAAGCUCAACUACAAGACUUCACUAACUUAAAUCAGCAGCUACAAAAUGAAUUAAAUAUGAUGAGGAAGGAUUUUGCAGGUCUGAAGCAGAAGCAAGCAGCUGGGAUGCAGAAGCAGAAUUCAUUGAAACAGCCCUCUGAAAACUGUGUUUCUAGUCAUCAGUCAAAGGAGAAGUGGGAAAAAGGUCACAAGGAAAUGACAAUGGAGCUUCUGAAAGUGAAAGACAGAGCUAUAGAACUGGAAAGAAAUAAUGCAGCCUUGCAAGCAGAAAAGCAGCUUCUCAAGGAACAACUAAGACAUUUGGAAACUCACAGUGCCUCUUUCAACAAUCAGAUCUUGACUCUACAGAAGCAAAAUGCAUUUCUUCAAGAGCACAACACUGCAAUGCAAACACAAACAGCCAAGCUUCAGGUAGAGAAUUCUACCUUAAAUUCUCAGAGUGCCUCCUUGAUGGCUCAGAACACUCUGCUCCAAAACCAGCAGCUGGCUAAAGAGAACGAAUAUGACAACCUACUGAAGCAGAAAGAGCAGCUCAAAGCAGAGUAUGAAUCCCUCCUUCAAGACCAUGAGCACCUGGCCUCUUUGCACGAGAGGCAGUCAACAGAAUAUGAAAUGCUGAUAAAACAGCACAGCUGCCUAAAAACAUUGCAUAAAAAUCUUGACCAGGAACACAAAGAUCUGGGAGAAAGAUAUAACAGCUUGGUACAACACAAAGCCAAACUGGAAGAACUGGAGAUGGUUUUACAAGCAGAAAAAGAUGUUCUACAGCAGGAGAAGAGAGCAAGCUGUGUAGUGACAGCAGAGAACCAGAAGCUGAGAGAAGAAGUAGAAAGGGUGAAUUUCUUACACAACAAGCUCAAGACAGAAUAUGAAGGACUUCAUAGCCACACUAAGGAGUUGAAAACUUCCUUGAAUAACUCACAGUUGGAACUGAAUCGUUGGCAAGCUCGCUAUGAUGAACUGAAGGAACAGCAUCAAGCCAUGGACAUUUCCUUGACCAAAAUGGACAACCACUGUGAGCUGCUUGCUCGACUGAAAGGAAAUCUGGAGGAAGAGAAUCACCAUCUCCUAAGUCAGAUCCAGAUGCUGAGUCAGCAGAACCAAAUGUUAUUGGAGCAGAACAUGGAAAACAAGGAACAGUACCAUGAAGAACAGAAGCAGUACAUUGAUAAACUAAAUGCCUUAAGGAGACACAAAGAAAAACUGGAGGAGAAAAUAAUGGAUCAGUAUAAGUUUUAUGAUCCAGCUCCUAAAAAGAAAAACCACUGGAUAGGAGCUAAAGCCUUGGUUAAACUUAUAAAACCAAAGAAAGAGGCUACGAGAGAGAGAUUGAAAUCUUCAGCAGAAAGCCCUCCAUGGCAGUCAGAAAGCGCAGAGACAGCAGGAUCACCACCUCCUACACAGCUUCCCAAACAGCAAGAGAGUUUGGAGAACACCUCUAUAGAGUCCACUUCCUUGGAAGAUAAAGAACCUAACAGUGGACCUGUCAACAAAGCUGCUCAACGCAAAAAGAUUGCCUUUUUGAGAAGCACCAGCAAGCCCAAAGAAAAGUCUCCUAAGUCUCCAUCGAAUCAUCCAUCUGUCUCUAAUCGCCUCUGGUUCUGGUCGUCUUCUGACAUCCCAUCCUCUUCUAAUGAACCACUUUCUUUCUUGGAAACGGGGGAUUCCAUCAAGUCAACACGAACUACAUUUCUCCCCACCCUUAAGAUGAAAGAUUUUUUAUUGUGUAAUCAGGAUAAUUUCAUCAUUGCAAGUACACUGAAUGAGACCCAUGACAUACUGUGCCCAUAUAUGUUUACAGUAUUGGUGAUGGUGCACAUCUUAAAUUCAAAACAGAAGAGGAUUUCUCAUUAUGGAGGCAGCAACGACCACAUCGAAAACACAGCAGAAUCUACUAUCAAACAGUGCCAUGUGGAGCCAAGUUCCAGGACUUAUUCUGCAUCAGCCACUUACCUGGCUGUUUCAGCUUCUACUCCCACAUCUAGACUACAAAACAGACCCAAAGGCUAUAGUUCGGAUGGUAAUCUGUGUGAAAACUUCCCUGAGGGAGAGCUUUCAAACAAGCAACACAAAUCCAGACCCAACAGUUUAGAGAAUAGUGAAAAUUUAUCCACUGGAAGCUCGUCUCUAAAUUUGAAAGGAUCUUUUGACUGUGGUCGUGGCAGAUCAGAGAGUCUCAGCAGUGAAGAUAUGGUACUGAGUAAAGACACACCAGGGUCAUCCAGAGACGGCCUAUUCUGUCCCAUUUCCUCAGCUAUUGUGGGCUCAAAUACUAAGCACAAUGUCUCCCAUAGCAGGAACAGCUUCUUGUCAUAUGGUAUACCUCAGAAAAGUAACCAAGCCCAGACACAUUCUGUUAGGCACCGAUCCGCCUCUCCAGGGAGUGAGAUGGUAACCCUGGAAGAAUUCCUUGAAGAAAGCAACAGGCUGUCUCCACCAAAUGAGACAUCCAGUAAAGAUGACUUGCUAAGUGACUAUUUUAAAAAAGCAAAUGAGUCCCCAUCUGUUGGAAAUCAGUUUUCUCAAGAAUAUAGGAAGGAGGCAACCAAGACACCUACCAGCUAUGUCACUCCAACCAUUAAGAUGCCCAGCACUGAUGAAGAUGGAAGGCCAGCUAGGCCUGGACACUGUGUCAAACCAAACUUUAGGCCAACAGAAGCAGAGCUUUUGGCAAACUCCAUAGCCUCCCACAAGCUUCCUCAUGCACCUCACAGUCAAGCCAACAGGGCUGCCAGGCAAGUGCCACAGCCUCAGCAGUGCAGUGCCACAAGCAGACAAAGUACAUCUCUCAACCGUACAUUCAGCUUGGCUUCUGCAGACCUCCUCAGAGCCUCUGGCCCAGAGGUUUACAGACGCUAUGACAGCCUGCCAAAGCCUGCAACGGCAGAUAUCCAAAUGGGCAAGGACUUAGACAGCCACACCCCUCAAGUCCCUUUAGCUGCUGUCUCUCAGGUCUCUUUGAGAGAGAGGCCACAGUCUGCAAAGGUGGUGGGUUCUUUGCAAAAUGUUGACUCUCGAUGUCGACAGCUUGAUGUUAGACGCCUCUCUUUAGCACCUCCAAAAGAUGAUAGGGCACUCUUGUUCCCUCCGUUUUCUUACUCUCCCACCAGUUCUAAGGAUGAUCUGAAUUCUCAGCCACAGGAAAGAGCCGUAGUAGGUUUGGAACCCCACUGUCCUCCUCCACAAUACGCAACUUCUAAAAUCAAAUCCAAAUCAGCAUUGCGGUCUGGGGAAGUGGCCACAGUGACUCCUGUCAGAGUUGUCUCCAGCAGUACAGAGGGGAGCAAUCUCCAAGGGCCAGGGCAAAGUGACACCUCCUUUGUUAAAGCCCAGAGCCGAUCUCCAGAAAAUAACAUUCCAGCAGGGGCCACUGAGGAAGCAAACAGAGGAGUGAGCUGCAAGAACCCUCCAGCCUCACCUGACACUCAAGGUGAUCAGCAGACUGUCUGGUAUGAAUAUGGCUGUGUGUGAUGCUUUCUCCUCGUCUGCUGAAGUUGUAUAUAUGUGCUUCACUACUGAAAAUGGGAAGUGAUCUAAACACAGAGCCCACCUGUUUGUUUUCUUACCUGUCCUCUGGUUGCUUACCAUACACCUGAAAGAUUGAAUUGCCAAACAUGGCUGCUUUGUGCCAGGAAGACCACAUGAACAGCCUAAACAUGUUUUUUUUCUUGCCCUCUUGCAGGCCCAGGAAUUAAGCUGAACUCUUGAACACUCACCAUUGUAUUUCCUUCCAGUCCUGCCAUUCUUUAUUAACAUGAAAACUGUGCAUAUGUAUGUGUGUUGCCUACUGAGUUCAAGCCUUCUUGAAACACUACUCAGUACAGCAAAUAUUUUGCUUACUUUAAAAUAUCAUAUUCCUUUUACUUAUCUGCAGGCUUCUCCUUGGGUCUGCUUAAGGCACCUGCUGCUCCGCUGCAGGUUGUCUCAAGCAUAAAGCAGGCCUGGACAGCCAUAUGCCCUUCCAGAUGUUAAGACUGCAGCUCCCAUCAGCACUAACCAGUGCAUCUUGUAGUAAUGGAUGAUGAGAGUUAGAGCCUAGCAACAUCUGGAGGGCAGCAUAUUUCCUGUUCCUGACAUAAAGAUUUCUGCUUUAGCCCCUCAUUGUGGCUACCAUCAGAGGCCUGUUAAGUAUCCUUGCUUUCCUUUUCUUUUGCUGCACCCACACUGGUGUAGUAGAGGUGCUGCCUUUUUAUAUAUGCUUGAUGUUUUCCUGUGAUACACUGGAACUACCCUUACUGUAGCUAAGGUCUCUUUUAAAUGAUGACUCUUCAUGCACUAUACUGGUGUGUUUACUACUGUGUACAUAAAAUUACAUUAAAUGUGGUUCUGUUUUGUGAGCCAAGAAAACACCAUCAUUCUGCUCACUUCCUAAUGUAGAAAGUUGCAUGUGAACCGUUGCUAUGUAACCUAAAUGAUACACAACAAAUUAUUUUGAUGGUCUUCAUGGCUGCUGCAAUCCUCACACUACUUUGUCCAACUGAAAUGUGUCUCACUAUAGAGUUGAGGAUAUCAGUCCUAGCUUUCUGAUUCAGUUGGUUUGACAUGUGUAGAAACCAAAAUGCAUUUAUAUGCACAUAAAAGGAAAAACCUUUUUUAUUGAAUCAUAUUUAUGCCCAAUGAAGUCUUUUUUACACUUUAUGGGUUUAACUGACUCUACAUGCAUACAUAUAUAUGUAUUGUGUGUAUGUAUGUUUCUAUGUUUUUGCUUGUAAAGAGGCUUUUUCUUUGUGACAGAUUAACAGAAUUUGAAGUCUUCCUGAUUUGAUGAUUUAUUUCACUGAGACACCACACAGUCUGUAACUAUUGUAACUAGUGAUGUGUGUUUGUUGUGUCUGCAUGGGCAAGUGUGCAUGAAUGAAUGAGAUAGUGUGUAGGAAUCACAUUGUGAAAAGAGCAAAAUGAUCUUUAAUAAAGCCUUUUUAAAAUA